This is a messenger RNA of Chrysemys picta bellii (western painted turtle), 465 nucleotides long. RefSeq names its product small ribosomal subunit protein uS3-like. Gene Ontology annotation, molecular function: structural constituent of ribosome. Gene Ontology annotation, biological process: positive regulation of apoptotic signaling pathway; translation. Lineage: Eukaryota; Metazoa; Chordata; Testudines; Emydidae. The record is from RefSeq and is a predicted model, not a curated record. Gene Ontology annotation, cellular component: nucleus; cytosolic small ribosomal subunit.
CAUUAUAAACUUCGGGGAGGUUUAGCAGUGCGUCGAGCCUGCUAUGGCGUCCUCCGCUUCAUUAUGGAGAGUGGUGCUAAGGGUUGUGAGGUGGUGGUGUCCGGUAAACUCAGAGGCCAGCGAGCCAAGUUGAUGAAGUUUGUGGAUGGCCUGAUGCUCCACAGUGGAGACUCUGUAAACUACGAUGUCGGUACAGCUGUGCGCCACGUCCUUCUCAGGCAGGGUGUGCUGGGUAUGAAAGUAAAGAUUAUGUUGCCUUGGGACCCAAGUGGGAAGAUUGGACCCCAGAAACCCCUGCCAGACCAUGUCAGCAUUGUAGAGCCCAAGGAAGAGAUCUUACCCACCACACCCAUCUCAGAGCAGAAACGUGGCAAACCAAAACAGCCAGCCAUGCUUCAGCCUGUUCCCAAUGCAUCAUGGGAAUUUUUCAACACUUGGAAUGAGAAGGUGGACUGUGACCCAUGA